CUCUCUAUGAGGUGACACGUGGUGCAGCAUCAGUUGAUGAGUUGCUGCGUCGCAAUGACGCAUUGCUUCUUAUUUCCCUCAUAUACAUAAGUGAAACCGGCUACACCUCUGGUUAGAUCCCUGUCUCGACAUCACCCUCCUCUCCAGCUCGGAUUUCUCCUCUUCGGCCAGGUGCCAUCGUCAUCACUUCGUGCUUCCACGCUACUGGUAGCGUAGACUGACUUCACUGGCUGAUCUCAGUGAAGACACCCUCUCGCAGUGGAGCUGCUGGACAGACCUUCGCCAUGCGAUCCUUCCCAAUAUCACCGAGGUCUCCAGGGCUCCCCCUUCGCUCCAAUUGCGCACCGGCCACACGCGGCAUGAUAGCUACGAGCAACCGUCGUCAGCGACCUACCUCGCUGAACCUGUCCGCUGCGCACAGCAAGAGGGUCUCGCGGAGCUUCGACAAAUUUUCACUACCAGCAGAUUUGCCCCGGGCGGCCAUGCCAGCCAUCAAGCCCAAUGCUGGCAAGAAGUGGGUGGACGGUCAGCUGAAGGUGAAAGACUUCGGAUUGGAAGGGGAGAGACCAGUCAUGAGAGCCUCCUCCAUGCCGUUUGAGGAACCUCCAGCAUGUUCAAGACCUACGCCCGAGAGACCCAGGAGUCUCGACCCCGGUCGACUGAGCACGAGCUCAGCAACUUCAGUCGGCAGUGACAGACAGGCUGCUGGUAAGGUGCAACCACCAGUUCGCCUCAGCGCACGUCAACCUUCCAUCGACGAAGUCUCAUCAAUGCGUCCUGGCUUUGAAGUGACGAAUGUAAACAAGUCUUUGGACAGCUCCAUCAGAAAGGCAAUUCACGCUCCACGACUUUCGAUGGACCUCAUCUGGACUAGCAAAACGACUGCUGAGCCUCCUGAAGAAUCGCCGAUGGCACCGGACCUGGCGUGCCACUCCUUCGAAGAAGGAGCAUCAGUCCGCUUGCUGAUGAACACCGAGCUGGACGAGCCAGAGGCCCGGACAGUAGAGAGCGGGCUGGCCAAGACAGAGCCUGAGAGCACGAAAAGUUUGCCGGCAUCUGACCGAGACACGGGUCCAAUGUCAGACGAAGACGUCGAGAUCGCUUCGCCUUCAGCAAGCUCAGAGGGGUCGGUGUACUCCCGUCCGUCCGCUCUUCCUGCCCUACAGUCUGGACUGUGGGGUCCCAGCCGCACCUCUCGAACGUCAAAGGGCGGUCUGCUUUCGGCACUUCCCACUGGCGUAGGCGGCAACCUGAGAUCGGCAAGACCUGUGGUGACCCUGACACCAUUCCUCGAAGGUACUCCGGUGAUGAGCGCAAACACACCCGCGUCGCUGGGUGCCUGUGAGAUCGGCAGCGGCGGGACAAUGUCUAGCAAUGUGGCUUCGUCCGCAGCUCUGUCUGAGCCAUGCCGGUCCACAGAAGACACAAUGGUAGAAGACGGGGCUACAGAUGCAUCCAAGAGCCUGAAGCAACCCCUUGUUGGGCAUCGGGGCACUCUAGAGCAGCAGAGGCCAUCCGUGUGCGAGAAUGCCCUACCCCCUCGGCCUCCCGAGCCGGUAAUGUUCCAUCCUUGCAGCCACUACUCUCUUCGAACAUUGGCCAGGUCAAAUCUGCCAGAGAAGGUGCCCAUCCCAUACUCUGUGCCGAAUGACACCUCAGACAAAGGAGUGAGCCAGGCCAUCGAGAUUGAUGCAGGGCAGCCGUGGGCCUGGUCCUGUUCGCAUCCUGUCUCUGCUUCCACUUCAGCAGAAUCACAAUCGACUGUGAAGCGCCCAAAUACAUUCGAGCCUCCCCCUACAUACUCUCGAAGGCGAGCCUCGAUCUUCGAUGCCGAUCACUCGCAAGCUCAACCUGGCACUCGAACCCUUCUCGCUGUUCAGCAGUCAUGUCCUGACCCGAAGACUUUGGUGGCUGGCUUGCUGGGCCCUCGGGGACGACGACUGAGUAUUGUGCUUCCCCCUGCUGCGACGAUCAGUAAGAAGACACUGGCUGUCCAGGUGGUUGGCAAUUGACUGCGAGGCGAUCGUGUCGACGUGUGCAUCGGCAGAGCGAAUGCUUGAUUGACGGUAUCCAGGCCUAGAGGAUGCCUGCAGGGCUCACGAGGUCCUGGCGUUGUAUCUAUCUCUCCGCGCGUGUGUGCCUGUCAAGCCAGCCAAUUGAUGAAUCAGGCAGAUUCGCGUCAUUCCGCCCCCACGGUCCUUUCCGGCCGUGCAUUUCCGGGGAGCCCUUGCCG
Messenger RNA from Microstroma glucosiphilum, 2233 nucleotides. RefSeq lists its product as hypothetical. The record is from RefSeq and is a predicted model, not a curated record. The transcript has a single exon. Lineage: Eukaryota; Fungi; Basidiomycota; Exobasidiomycetes; Microstromatales; Microstromataceae. The coding region runs from base 285 to 2012 and encodes 575 amino acids.